UUUGCCGUAACGCACACGGCUAUGAUAAAAACAAAAGGUUUUUGUAUUGUUUGAAGUGAUCAGAAGAAAAUUUGUUUUACAUUUUGAGGGAAAUUUCAAUACACAAAAUGUAGUAGCACUUUCCAAAAAUGUGCUUGCUUUAAACGCAUUUUCUUCUGAAGGCAAGAAAAUCAUGAUUUUUGUUUACUUUGAAAUAAUACCAAAUUGAUUUGUAAUCGUUUAACUUGAUCAUUUGAUGACUUUUGAUUGCAGAAAAUGGUCAGAUAAUUAUGUUGCUACCAAUUAAUUAAUAAUGUUUAAAUUCCAGAAACACAUCUUUCAGUGCACAUUGAAUUCUUUUUAAACAGCCAAACAUAUAAUUGGGGCUGGUAUAGCUAUACGGUAUGGGUUUGUCUCAUGGUUGAUGUCGUACGGUUGCUUAUAAUUGCUUACAUCCAUUUCAAUUAAUCUUGGUGGAUAUUUGUCUCAUUAGCAAUCAUACCAUAUCUUAAAUGAUCAUGUAACCAAAUACUUAAUUUGCUGAGCAGUAUUAUGUUGAAUGCAUUUUAAUUCAUUGCGUCAAUAAAUUGCUUUAAAAACUUAAAUAUCACAUACUUUUAUGUUCUCUUUUUCAGCUUAUAUUUAUAGUACUGAUCGUGGAUUUCCUUCCACUAUGUGUAAGCUUAGUAUUUCAAAAUGCUGAAGAAGAACGGCCAAAUUUGUUAGUAAUUGAAGACGAUGCCUGAGAAACUUUUAUAGGAAACUUUUUUGGAAACGGCUUUGGAUCUUUUUUUUCCCUACUUUUUUUCCAAUCUUUGAUUACGGUACCUAUGAUGGCUAUGAUGGGAAUGAUGAUUCCCAGUACAACAACUAGUGUCAGUCAGGUAACUUUGACUCCAACAAUGCAAGCCUUAUCAACAACGCAAACCUCAUCAACAACAAAUACACCAUGUAUUCAAACAAAUUGCCCUAAUGGUUAUGUGUUGCUUACUGACCAAAAUGCUAGCCCUAAUUGUUACCUGUAUAGUGGAAAUACUGAGAAAUCAUGGUAUAACGCUUGGAGGACAUGUGCCAUGACUCCUGGAGCUUUCCUGUGGAACCCAAACAGUGAGGCGGAAGCCAAUUCCGUACAGACUAAACUUAUGCUUGAAAACGAGAAAUGCUGUGGGUUGGUGGCAAAAAAGACAUUAAUGGAAAGUUUGUAUUUAAAAUUGGCAAUACUGGAUUUGUAUUGGAUCAGGUACCAUUUGGAGUAAAUGCGGCAACAAAUGCAGGACUACAGACUUUUAUUAAUACUGAUGGUGAAUGUUUAGUCCUUUUCAUGUUACAACAGUUGCAACUAUUACACUUUUUUGCAGUAAAUGCGGCAACAAAUGCAGGACUACAGACUUUUAUUAAUACUGAUAGUGAAUGUUUAGGAAUGAGUCCUAUCUUUGUUGGGUCUCUGGUUUGGUACUGGAGACCAAGAACUUGUUCUGUUACUGCGUCAUUCGUUUGCGAAUAUCCAAGAGUGAGUUUGACUCAUAUUUUUAUUAUAGGACUUAAACAUUCUCUUUUCUCGUUGGCAAAAACAUGUCUUCUUUAAUAAAAGAUUAUACUCACCGCGGAAAACAUCAUGAUAGGUUAUUAUCAGAUUUAGAACAUCUAACGUGUAACAAAAAUAAAAUUCCCUAGGUAAGGUCAAUAAUGUAGGCUCAUGACGUCAUGCACAAUUUUGAUUUUUGUCUCAUUUUUGUCGAUGUCAAUUUUAAGACAUUCUCUUAUAUAUUUUUAACUUAUGAAACGCAGAUAAUAUAUAAAAUAGAAAAAGUGUAGUUACAUAUCUUGAGCAAAUACUAGAAAUUGGAGCGUAUUAUAAACUAAAACAAUUGUUAUCCUCGGUGAAUGCCAUAUAUCUGGAGUUUAUAAAAAUCGCUGUAUCGAUCCAAUCAAAAGUAACUUAUCAAAAUGAAUAUUUUUUUCAUAUCAUAAAGUUAUAUAUUCUUGUUUUUAAUGUUCUGAGAAAAUAUUAUCCAAGAUUCAGAAAGUCGUACAACAUUUUGGGGUUCUAUUACAGAGUUUUUUUAUUGAUAUGACUCGUGUGACGAUUUAUACAUGUACAAAUACGUCAUUAUCAAAUACUGAGGAAUACGCUUCAGUGGAUGCAUGUUUGAAUUUCAAAAUACUGUGGAUUCACUUACUUUUUGUGGGUUCCAAUUUUCUUGGAUAAAGGAACACUUUUCGUGGAUAUCUGAAUUCGUGGUUUGGCCAAGUCCGCAAAAAAACCAAGAGAACAUGUGCUUUUCAUUGAACCUUUAACUACGUGGUUCAUCUGUACCAACGAAAGUUACGAAAAUAGGUAUGCAUGGGUACAUUGUUUUUUUGUAGAAUUGAUGACAACUUAGAAUUAUCGUGCAUAUUUGAUUUCGUAGUUUUGACAUAUUCUGUUUGCGUUUUUAUGGAUAUUUUCGUAAUCCGUUGAACAUUUAAAUUCAUGGUUUCCCUGUGCCAGUAAAAUCUACGAAAAUUGGUAUCCAAUGCAUAAUAAUGAAUCCACAAUCCGUAAGAUUAAAUAAAAUGCAUAUUCUAAUUAAUAACUAGAUGAAAUUACACGAAUACGUACAUGUAUAUUAGAAAAAUACUUUGAAAGUUGCCAAACAUUUAACAUUAUCGACGAUACUAUUAAUUUCAAAAGUAGUUUAUCCUUAUAACAUAUGUAAACAAUAAUUGAUUUACUAGAUAAUUGGAAUCAUCCAUUUUCCUUGUAUAUCACCUUCUCAUGUAUUUGAA
Molecule: messenger RNA, 2748 nt
Organism: Mytilus californianus (California mussel)
Lineage: Eukaryota; Metazoa; Mollusca; Bivalvia; Mytilida; Mytilidae
Exons: 6
Coding region: 810-1235 (141 amino acids)
Source: RefSeq, a predicted model, not a curated record